Molecule: messenger RNA, 741 nt
Organism: Chanos chanos (milkfish)
Lineage: Eukaryota; Metazoa; Chordata; Actinopteri; Gonorynchiformes; Chanidae
Gene: cdca9
Product: cell division cycle associated 9
Exons: 9
Coding region: 1-741 (246 amino acids)
Biological process (GO): mitotic sister chromatid segregation
Cellular component (GO): chromosome passenger complex; chromosome, centromeric region; spindle midzone
Source: RefSeq, a predicted model, not a curated record
AUGGCUUUGCGGAGGACGAGAAAAGUGAGCAAAAAUUCAGGCGAACACUCCGACGGGCAGUUGAACAAUGAUCACGAGCAGCUGAUACGCAAAAAAAGGGAGCUCUUUAUUCAACAUUUUGAGAAAGAAGCCCAGGAAAGGAUAAAUGAAAUGGAAGAGAAUCUCGAGAAGUUAUUGUCAACUGUCGACCGAGUGUUUAAAGUAAAGAGGAUGACCAUGCAUCAGUCACUCCAUACGACGUUGAUAAAAGAUCUUAUGAAUACAGACGAAGCUUCUGCUGGAGAGGUCACAAUUGCUAUCAAGACAAAGUCUCCUGAGAUGCCCGCGCCUCUUACACGGAAACCUAGCAAAAAGGGUUUGAGUAACUUGAUGCAUUCUGAACAACGCAACAAAAGGGUGUCCAGUAACAGCACUGGAAAUCUUAGGUGUGCAACAAGUGUCAGUACAAAAAGGAUUCAAGGUCGCGUGAUCAAACUGAGUGACCAAGCGCUGUCCUCUGGGUUUGAAUCCAGGUGUUUGAAGCGACACAUCAGUGAUAGCCUUCUUGAAUCAAAAGUGUUUGGAUCCAUGGCAUCUGCCACAAUAUCAACUUCUCUUGGAGAGACCCUGCUCAUCUCUGAAGAUAACAAAGAUGAAAUCAACAUUGAUCUCCUGGAUGAUUCAGCGCUUGUCCAAAUGCAGAAAAUCAAGGAAUUAAUGGAGUACCUUUGCAACAAAGUAAAGAUGAACCACACUCAUUAA